ACAACUGUUUUGAUUUUGUCCGGUUUGGUUUCGCGCUAGUCUCGAGAAUUUAAAGGUGGCAUAGGAAGUUAGCUAGAAUGUCGAAGCGCAAAGGUGACAAUGUUAUUCCGGCGGAGGAGAAUGAUUUGCUGCUCAUUCGACCAUUAGGUGCAGGACAAGAGGUUGGCCGAUCUUGCAUAAUGCUCGAAUUCAAGGGAAAGAAAAUAAUGUUGGAUUGUGGUAUUCACCCGGGACUUACAGGAAUGGAUGCAUUACCUUUCGUUGAUUUAAUUGAAGCUGAUGAAGUAGAUCUUCUCUUUAUUUCGCAUUUUCACUUGGACCAUUGUGGUGCGCUUCCAUGGUUUCUCCAGAAAACCAGUUUUCGAGGUCGUUGUUUUAUGACACACGCUACAAAAGCCAUUUAUCGUUGGAUGUUAUCAGAUUAUAUCAAAGUUAGUAAUAUCGCAGCCGAACAAAUGCUUUACACCGAAGCGGAUUUAGAAGCGAGCAUGGAGAAAAUUGAAACAAUAAACUUUCAUGAAGAACGUGACGUGAUGGGAGUGAGAUUUUGGGCUUACAAUGCAGGACAUGUUCUGGGGGCGGCAAUGUUUAUGAUUGAAAUAGCUGGAGUUAAGAUUCUUUACACUGGCGACUUUUCACGACAGGAAGACAGACAUUUAAUGGCAGCUGAAAUCCCUUCAAUGCGGCCUGAUGUGCUUAUCACAGAAUCUACUUAUGGAACACAUAUUCAUGAGAAACGUGAAGAUCGAGAGAAUCGUUUCACGUCAUUAGUUCAAAAAAUUGUACAACAAGGAGGACGUUGCUUGAUUCCUGUAUUUGCUUUAGGUCGGGCGCAGGAAUUGUUGUUGAUAUUAGAUGAAUUCUGGAGUCAGAAUCCCGAAUUGCAUGAUAUUCCCAUUUAUUAUGCCUCGUCUUUGGCAAAAAAGUGCAUGGCUGUCUAUCAGACUUAUAUCAAUGCAAUGAAUGAUAAAAUUCGACGCCAGAUCGCCGUUAAUAAUCCAUUCGUGUUUCGACACAUCUCAAAUUUGAAGGGAAUGGAUCACUUCGAAGACAUUGGACCAUGUGUAGUGAUGGCCUCUCCGGGUAUGAUGCAAAGCGGUCUUUCACGAGAACUUUUUGAAAUGUGGUGUACCGAUUCGAAAAAUGGAGUUAUCAUAGCUGGUUAUUGCGUUGAAGGAACUUUAGCGAAAACCAUCUUAUCUGAACCGGAAGAAAUUACAACAAUGUCCGGGCAGAAACUACCUCUUAACAUGUCGGUAGACUAUAUAUCGUUUUCAGCCCACACAGAUUACCAACAGACCAGUGAAUUCAUCAGACUUUUGAAGCCAUCUCAUGUUAUUCUAGUGCACGGAGAACAAAAUGAAAUGAGUAGGUUAAAGUCAGCCUUGCAACGGGAAUAUGAAACCGAUCCUAACUCGAAUAUUGUAUUUUAUAAUCCGAGAAAUACUCAAACAGUGGAACUGACCUUCAGGGGGGAGAAGACUGCAAAGGUGAUGGGCACACUUGCUGCUACAAGACCAGACCCAGAUAAACGGCUCUCAGGGGUGUUAGUGAAACGGGAUUUCAAAUACCACCUGCUGGCGGCUUCAGAUUUAUCUAAAUACACGGACAUGAGUAUGUCCGUCGUAUCACAACGGCAGAGUGUCGCCUGGUCCGGCUCCAUGAGUACACUUAAACUUCUACUGGAUCGUGUUGCUGGACCCGGAACGGUCGAGAUUAUAGAACUCGAUAAGAAGUUCAAAGUCUUCGAUUGCGUCGAGGUUUCCGUGGAAGGCAAAAUCAUUAUAAUGGAAUGGCAAGCGACACCUGUUAACGACAUGUUUGCCGAUACAGUUCUUACAUGUAUCAUGCAAACAGAAAUGGGUGGAACGAAUAUCAAAGGCACAGCGUCAGGUGCUAAGCCGGAUAAGACACACUUCAAAGAAUGCCUUAUCGAAACAUUCCAGGACACGUUUGGUGAAAGUUCUGUGCCAAAGAUUUUCAAAGGUGAUAUCUUAACGGUGACUGUGGCCGGAAAACAAGCAGAAAUUAAUCUGAAUACUUUGGCGGUUGUAUGCGAAGAAGACGAUAUUCUCCGACAAAUGGUGAAUACUACGGUGCAGAAACUUUAUCAAUCUCUUGUUCAAGUCAAUUAACUACUGAAUUUCUGAGAAUUCAGACGAAUGUAUUGAUUUUAUAUGGAUGUAGAAUAAACUUGUAAGUUACUGUU
Messenger RNA from Hermetia illucens (black soldier fly), 2209 nucleotides. RefSeq names its product cleavage and polyadenylation specificity factor 73 (gene Cpsf73). Lineage: Eukaryota; Metazoa; Arthropoda; Insecta; Diptera; Stratiomyidae. The coding region runs from base 78 to 2135 and encodes 685 amino acids. Gene Ontology annotation, molecular function: RNA endonuclease activity; 5'-3' exonuclease activity; RNA binding. Gene Ontology annotation, cellular component: mRNA cleavage and polyadenylation specificity factor complex. The transcript is spliced from 8 exons. The record is from RefSeq and is a predicted model, not a curated record. Gene Ontology annotation, biological process: mRNA 3'-end processing by stem-loop binding and cleavage.